CGGCUGCGGCGGCAACGGCGGCUCGUGGAGGCGCAGGAGCGAGAGCCAAGGCCCCCGGCCAGUCGAGCACGAGAGGCCGAGCGAACCAAACGCCGCUGUCGUCGUUGUAGUCGUUCCGAUCGUCUACCACGCUAUCUGCACAGUUACAAGACACGCAUCAGUCGCGCUCCUACCUGCGCGCCGACAACUGCUCUCACUCCAGAGCUGCGCUGUACCCAUCUCAAUAAUAACUGUACAUCCUCAUCAUCGCCGAGUGUGACGCGAGUGUGUUUUUUUUUGCAGAACAUAGUCGAAUUUCGAGAUAAUCGUAGGAACGACUGAGAGAUUUUUUUUUGUUAUUCCGAGCAAGAGCUAUUGGAAAUAAAAAAAAAAAAAGUGCUACCGAUCUGUUGUUGAGUGGAUGCCGUUGCGGCAGCAUGCGGUGAUAAGAGCCGCGGCGAGUCCAGCUAGAAGAAGAGCGCCCGCACGUCUCUCCGUCGGAGGAGAUCUGCUGCUCCUUUCUCGCGAGUAGUAGCGCUAGCAGAGCAGCCUCAGGAUGCCCAAGAUAUUCCUCAUCAAGAAUCGGCUGCACCAGCAGCAGCUGCGUCUCCUCGAGGCGCAGCACCUCGGCAAGAGCCCACCUUCCUCCGGCGGCGGCAAGGAGAGCCCACUCGGAGGUGCCGAGCCACUCAGCCUCAUCGUCAACAAGCACCAGUAUCGUGAAAAAUCCGACGAUGAGCGCGCCACGACUCCGGAAUCGCUGCGCAGCGGUUCGUCGCCGGCGUGUUCGCCGCCGCCAAGCCUGGUCCUGCCGCCCGGUACCUCGUCGUCUCCGGGACUUUGUCGACCAGAGCCUCAGCCAACGGCGCAGGCGACACCGGCUCGUCGCUUCAUCUCGAGUAUCCUCGGCGGCGACGUCCCCUACGGCAGUCGCGGCCACGUCCUCAGCCGCAAAACGGCGGCAGCCGAACUCAUUGGCAAACCCGAGAGGAUCGAGCUGCCGAGGCCGGUGAGUCCCGGCACCAGGACGCCCAGACUCGAGGCACCUACGAGGGUCUCAGUGAUUCAGAGGGUGCCGCCGAAGGUGCAGAGCACCAGGAGGGAGGAUACCAAGAUCGAGAUUCCACGUACACAGGAGCCGGAGCAGGAGCAGCCGAUCGACUACGCGGUGCCCAAGCGAAAGGAGUCCGAGCCCGAGGAAUCCGGCCGCGAGGCGGCCAAGGCACAGCGCUCGGCGAUCGGCAACUCGAUAGCCCGACCUCUCCUGGCGAUGCGCCUCUCCGGACCCCAAGCAGCGGCCAUCCACUCGGCAGCCAGUGGUCACGGACGCUCCAGCGCGGCUAGCGGAGGUGGACAGUCCUCCGGUGGAUCCUCGGGACAGUCGGGGAACGGAGGAGCCGGUUCCGGUGGCGGAGCUUCCGGCGGAGGAUCCGCGGGUGGAUUCGCUAGCGGUGGUGGUGCCGGUGGCGCAGCCGGUGGUGCGAGCGGCGGUGGUGCCGGUGGUGGCGGAAUGAACCCCGGUGGCAACGGAGGCCGCGGCAACUACGGGCCCAGCUCGCCGCCGACCGGGUCCCUGCCGCCGUUCUACGAGAGCCUCAAGGGGGGCAACAACCUCGCCAACUUCGCCAAUCAGUACAAUGGCAAUGGCUAUCUGACAGCUUCGCAAGCUGUCGGCAUGGAGUGCGACACCGGCCAGCAGGACAGCUCCCUCAACAGCCAGCACCAGUACGCCGCCCAGGAAGGCAAACAGUAUUCCCUGCUCCAGAACGUCUGCGCCUCCUACGGCCUCGCACUCAAGGAAGAGGAAGACCUCACGGCUUACAAAAUGCAGCCGAACGACCUGCUCAGCGGCCAGUACGGCGCGUACGACGUCACCGACUCUGGCAUGAUGCUCGACGUGGUCUCGGGCGCCGUCGUCGACCCGCUUCAGUUCUCGGCCACGCUGACCUUCAGCUCAGACCACACGGCUUUGCUGGAGAGCUUGAGCGACGCCGCGGACCUGUUCCUGCCGAGGCUGCCAGCCGAGGAAGGCAACGGUGAACUUCUCGACGAGACCCUGCACUCCCCCGCGUCCGCUGGUAGCACCGGCAUGGGUGGACAGGACGGACAGAUGAACACGCCCGUCGAGCCCAGUGUCGACCCUUUCCCUGAGCACAGCAUUUCCCUCACGCGUGGAUUCGAUGCUUCGAGACACUACGGAGCACCACAGCACUUCACCUCGUCGAAACUGUCGAGCCUCUACUCGAACGGCGAGUCGAAUUACCAGACUCUUUCCAAAGAACGAUCCGAGCUGGGCCUGCACUUGAACCAGAGCCCGAACGAGCCCCAGCUUCAGCAGCUCCAGAUCCAGGUCCAACUGCAGCAGCAACAGCAGCAGGCCAUGUCUCCGCAUCAGCAGCAUCAUCAUCAAGGUUUGCUGAGUCCCGGUCUCAGCUUUACUGGCAGUGGUUUAGAACUCGAUUCAGCAAGCAGUGCUGGUGGAAGCUUGCCGAGCCCCGGAGCCGGAAGCUGCUCGCUCGACGCGACCUCGACGAGCACCUCUCCACCUUGCAACCUCAUGGAUCACGCACCCAGUCCAGCCGGAGUCGCCUCGAGCACGUCUUCGACCACCGGGGAGCCGCCGCUCACGCAAAGGUUGGGACUUCCCGGUGACUGCCAACUGGAGUUUGUCAAUGGAGGACACGGAAUCAAGAAUCCAUUGGCAAUCGAAGGCCAGAGGCAAGCGGCGACCACCCGUGACGAAGAUCGCACCGCGAGACCGCCACCUGGCAAGGAUGACGAUCCGAACAGGUUCACCUGCCGAGUAUGCAGCAAAAACUUCAGUCUCCAGAGAUUGCUGAACCGACACAUGAAGUGCCACAGCGACGUCAAGCGAUACCUCUGCACGUUCUGCGGCAAGGGCUUCAACGAUACGUUCGACCUCAAGAGGCACACGCGAACGCACACGGGCGUGCGUCCCUACAAGUGUAAUUUGUGCGAAAAAAGUUUCACGCAGCGAUGCUCCCUCGAGAGCCACUGCCUCAAGGUGCACGGUGUCCAACAUCAGUACGCCUACAAGGAACGUCGUACUAAGGUUUAUGUUUGCGAAGAGUGCGGCCACACGACACAGGAACCGGAAGUACACUAUCUCCACCUCAAGGACAAGCACCCGUACAGUCCGGCUCUGCUCAAGUUUUACGACAAACGGCACUUCAAAUUCACUAACAGCAACUUCGCCAACAUGCUGCUGCAGGUGCGCACGUAGAAAAAACAAACCAAGAAGUACUUGCGUUACUCAUAUAGAUGCGAAUAAAGAUACUUGUUAGAGCGACGCGCUGGCCGACUUUGCUUAUCGCUGCUCUUCUUUUCAUUUUUACAUUCCUAAUAACAGAGAACCAACGAAGACAAAGGGAAGCUUCCUUCGAGAGAUCUGAGCGAAAAUUUUAAGAAUGCAAAAAAGUCUAAAACACGCCAACGAUAAGCAAAGCUCGCGCAACAACGUCUCGUAGAGCAUAGUUUUUUUUAUUGAUUCCGCAAAAGAGUUAGAAAAAAUAAGGCGCAUUAUAAGCGCAAGCAAACAAGCCACAAGCAGAAAGAGAACAAACACGUCAACUGUUCUUGCUCGUGUCAAUCUUCAGGGUGGGCUGCUGCAGCGGGACUCGCGAAACGCCGACUCCUGCGUCAAGUCUGCCUCGAAGGCGCUCGAGUCCAGUCAGCUGCGCCGGGCCUCAAACCUCUUGCACAUGGGUCGGGCAACCACUUUCUGAUGCCGAGGAAGAAGACGACGAGGACGACGAUGACAACGUCGGCAUUCAAGGAGAGAGAGAGAGAGGGAGAGAGAGAGCAGCUAACCCGAGUGAGAGUGAGAGAGAGACGCAGCGCCGCCGACUUUGUCCAUGCGAAGUGGCAUCGUUCAGUAUUUACUAUUCGACUUUAGACAGUAUACUUUAGUGAGUUGUUGCUGGUAGGGGGAUACCUAAGUUUCUUUAUUAAUGGAGGACUGCGUAUGUUUAGAGAGCCCAAAGACUUGGAUUCAACGUUUCAGGAAUGUCAUGUCUACCGCGGCGCGACUUUCCUCCUGUACUCCGAUUCUCCCGCAUGUAUAUCUACACGAGAGUAUACCGAUAUGUGCGCCGCGGCCGGUUGCUUGUUUAUCCAUGAUAGAUUACUUUAACGAGAUGCACGGCGCGUUACGUUGCUUUCCGACUUUGCGGGCAGACUUUCCUAAGAGAUCUUUCGCGUUUCAACGAAGAAGCGCCAAGGACCCUUGACGCCGACAUUCUUAAGCAGCAACUGAGCACCAUUUUUUUCUCCUUUUACUUUCAAUAAGCAUAACUUUAGCUGUUUUUCUCCAUAGUAGACACUUGCACAAAUCUCUCGAAUAGAAAUGAACAAUAUAAGACUUGAGAAUCUGAUUCUGAAGGUUCUAUGGUAAUAAAGACUGCUGGACGUUAGAGAUCUCUUAAUGUACUUAAAACAAUGGAUCAACUUUAUAAACUAUAUAAGAAGGUCACGGGGAAGUUGCACUUCGCGUGGCUUUCGAUCGACUGACGUGGUAAAUUAUGUUUAAUGAUAUACUGUAUAAAUAAGACAGGAGAGGAUAUUCUUUUUUUCUAAUCAUUUAUAGAGUUUACGCGCACCUUGUUAAACGGUAUAACCUGUGAUAUAGAGAGCGGCAGAAAAAAGCAUAUUUGAACGAUUUUUCUCGCGCGAAUGAAACUUUCGUUACAAUUAGACGCAAAUACACUCUACGCGUGCAUACAUGCGUAUGUGUUCGUCGCAUAAUCAAAGGGUCCUUCUCGUCAAGUCUUCGCGUUAAAGAGAUAAUUACAUAAAUACAUUUAUGUAUAUCGUCUGGAACGUAAAGUCUUCGGAGGGAGUCGAUGCAAUCGAAUCUUGCAUAUGUACUUCAAUUGUAAAUACAUCAAGGCAUUCGCGUUGCAUCGAAUCACUAUCUAAUGCGCGAAGCUUACUCAAAGGGCACACAUGAAUGUAAAAGCGCGUAGUGAAGAGAAUCUUUUUUCCACGUAGUACCUUAAAUAUAAUAUUUAAAAUAUAUAUGUAUACGCGCACACAUACACAAUCGGGGUUUCGUGCAAUUUCGCGGUGGUAGAAAAUCUUGUAGGCGCCUUUCGCUUGAGGAACAAAUUACGUAUAUGCUCGUAGUUCUGUAUACUUGAAUCCGCGCGACGGUGAAAGAAGGGCGCAUAAGGUGCUGACGAUUUUUCAAGGAGGAAUUGAAUCUUAUAUAGCAGAUGAAAGAGAUGAGGUGCUUUCUCACUUUUUUAACGCAUUAAGCUCGCGGAAUAUAAAAUUAUUGUACAUAUUAUUCUUAUAGAUAUAUCGUAAUGAUAUCAGAACGAUUUCUGAAAGAAAAACUGUAAGAGAGUUAGAUAAAAGUAUAUGAAGGAAGUGAUAGAAAAAUAUAUCGUCAAAGCGUCAGAACACACACGAAAUACAUAUUUAUAUAAUGGAUAUUUCUUUCACUUUGACGAUUGUUUGUUCUAUACACCGAUCCCAAUGAUCAUCGGUUAAGUUGUUUUCGAUAUGCGUCCAAUUUAGUUUGUAGCCGUUGGAAUUGUAUUCUUUAAUUGUAAAAAUAUCUAUAUACAAAACUAUCUAUGUUGGUGACUGUAAAUAAUGUCUAAUCGAUAUUUCGGCUGCUUUUCAGGCCAACGCGGGUCCAAUUUAGUCUUACAACUAUUAGUACCUUGCAUAUUUUAAUUAAAUCGUGUAGAGUAAACGAUUAAUUGUGUAUAAAUAGCGUGAGAUUUAUUCGUACAUUAAUAUUAUUAUAAUUAUUAUUAUAUAUAACCAUAUAUAUUAUUUUUAUUGAUUAUUAUUUCAUUAUGAAUUAUGGAUUACGAAUCGAUUGCGAAAAAACAUACAAAUCAAUCUGUCCACUGAAAUACUCAUGAGAAAGCAGUAAAUAACGAGAUCUUACAAGACGCGCGAUUUCCAUGUCUCGUCAAUUAUUUAAUUUUACGUCCAGUAUUGUUUUUACCGCAUAAUAAUUACUGUUGUCGUGAUUCACCUGGCCGACUAUUUUAAAUUGCGCUCGAGUCGGUUUAAUAAAAAGAGCAAAGUCCUUUUGAAUGUAUACGCAGCAACACCCGAUGUGCAGGAUGUAUCUUUCUAUUCUCAAAACGAUAAACUCUUUUUACUUAUACCGCUGUAUUCUCAUCGUUGAUAAUAUAAUGGUUAUUGUCUUCUUAUUAUAUAUAUAUAUUACUAUUAAUAUUAUUAAAUAUAUUAUUAUAUAAAUAUUUAUCAUCGUUAAGACCAUCGCAUACGAAUGUUAUCAUAUAGUAUAAUGAAAUGGUAAAUGCAUCUUGCAAUAAUAUGCAAACUGCGCUUUGACGAACGUCUGAACUCAAUGAUUCAACAUCACAAUGACUAUUCUACGCGCUUAUAAAAUUGCUGAUGUAAAAGCUGCGUAACUAGCGUUCUACAAAUAUUAAAAUAAAUAAUUUAACGCACAAAA
Messenger RNA from Nasonia vitripennis (jewel wasp), 6442 nucleotides. RefSeq names its product transcriptional regulator ovo. The record is from RefSeq and is a predicted model, not a curated record. Gene Ontology annotation, cellular component: nucleus. Lineage: Eukaryota; Metazoa; Arthropoda; Insecta; Hymenoptera; Pteromalidae. Gene Ontology annotation, molecular function: DNA-binding transcription factor activity, RNA polymerase II-specific; RNA polymerase II cis-regulatory region sequence-specific DNA binding. Gene Ontology annotation, biological process: epidermal cell differentiation; regulation of transcription by RNA polymerase II. Bases 536 to 3223 code for a protein of 895 amino acids. The transcript is spliced from 9 exons.